Messenger RNA from Cololabis saira (Pacific saury), 1994 nucleotides. RefSeq names its product neuronal differentiation 4 (gene neurod4). The transcript is spliced from 2 exons. Bases 199 to 1266 code for a protein of 355 amino acids. The record is from RefSeq and is a predicted model, not a curated record. Gene Ontology annotation, molecular function: protein dimerization activity. Lineage: Eukaryota; Metazoa; Chordata; Actinopteri; Beloniformes; Belonidae.
CCCGUCGUGCCAUUUUAGUGAUGAAAGUUUGGAGCGCACAUGGCUAUCUGAAGGAGCAGAAAGGUUCGGGACACAUGCGGACGCCGGAGCACAGAGACACAGCAAUUCAGGACCUAUCACGCAGUUGUAAAACUUUCUGAAAUUAGUCAAGUUUUCUGAUACUUGGGCAAACCCAGCGCUGAAUCCAGACAGAUCGAAAUGAUGACCAAAUCAUUUGGAAAGGCUGGGGAUGUAAAUGAGCUGGUGAGCUCCCUUGGCUGGCUGGAGGAGGAUGGCAGCUCACAGGAUGGAGAUGAAAGCCCAGAGAUGAGGGGGCAUCAUGGUCUGACUGUAGGUGACCAGAUCCUCUCCUGCACAGAACUGGGCAGUGACGAUAUGGAUGAAGAGGGGGAAGAGGAUGACGAUGAAGAGGUUGGAUCAAAUGGAGAAAAAGGUCCAAAAAGAAGAGGCCCUAAGAAGAAGAAGAUGACCAAAGCUAGACAGGAGAGGUUUCGUGCCAGGAGAGUCAAGGCCAAUGCCAGAGAACGAUCCCGUAUGCAUGGGCUGAAUGAUGCCCUGGAUAAUCUCCGCAGAGUGAUGCCCUGUUACUCCAAGACACAGAAACUGUCAAAGAUUGAGACUCUACGGUUCGCCCGCAAUUACAUCUGGGCCCUGUCAGAGGUUCUCGAAAGUGGGCAGUCCCCAGAAAGCCACGGGUUUGUGGAAAUGCUCUGUAAAGGUCUGUCUCAGCCCACAAGUAAUCUUGUUGCUGGGUGCCUGCAGCUGGGACCCGCUCCAAUGAUUUUUGACAACCUGGAGGACAAGUCUGCAGGUGCAGUGGUGGGUGGUGUGGUUGCCGGACAUCCCCUCAGUUAUGCAUCCCCAGGCCUUCCCAGCCCACCCUACGGCUCCCUGGAGGCAUCCCACCUCCUCCAUAUGAAGGGAUACAAAGGGACUGUAUAUGAAAACCCCUCACCUAACGAGUGCAGCAGUGGCACCCCUCCAUAUGAUGGCCCCCUCACGCCCCCUCUCAGCAUCAACAGUAACUUUGCUCUAAAACAGGAGCCUUCUCCACAUGAAUCUGAGAGGAACUACACACCCCACUCUGGCCACCAUGCUCACUACCUCUCCUCUCACCAUUACCCCACUUCCACGGCUGCCAGCCUAUCAGGGGGGGCUCAGGCGCACCCAAUCUUUCAGGCUUCUCGUUACGAGUUGCCCCUGGAUGUGAACUUUGACUCCUUCACUCCCUCUCAUCUGGUUGCUUCUCAGAUGGGCACCAUCUGAAGGGUAACAAACCAGUGAGUGGAGGACCAGUAAGUGACUGUUCAACUACUGGCAAGAGGCGCAGCACGGCUCCUGUAUACACUGGUGUAUAAAUGAUGACCACUGUAAAGAGAAAUGUUUGCAUUCAUGUUGUCCAGUACUCUGGGAGAGCACUGAAUGCUCCGAGAUGGAGAGAGUCAUCUCAAUCCAAUCUACCUGAUACAAACAUGCACCCAUCACAUUUAUUUUAUUUAUUCUUUUUAUGACCACAUAUCGGUAUUUGGAUUGUAAUUAUUUCUGGCCGAACUACUCUUUCCGUUGUUAAAGAGCAGAAUGAAGGAUUAGUUUAUCAAAUCAGAUAUCCACAUUCAGAUAACUUUGUUGAGGCAAGGGCAUAAGAGCUUUUGUAAAAAAACAAAUAGUUUACACACUCAAAAAGGAACUGAUCAAAGACUCAUCUGGCUUAAAGUGUGCACUGAGGUCUACAGUCAAAUGCCUGAAUUUAAGACAGCAAUACAUUUAUUUAUAUAUGUAUUUAUUUAUUUUGAUAAUGUGUUGUCCAUUUUCUGUUGUUCUCAGCACAGCUUUCUUUUCAGUCUUACUUGUUUGCCAUUCACUAGCUAUAGCUAUAAUGUAUUUAAACUAUUUAUUGGAGAUUUUUCAGGUAUCUGUUCAUUUGGUGUCACUGUUUUGUCAUACUGUUCAUAUUUUGCUGUUUCGCACUUAAUUGAAUAAAUAUUCUCAUAUUA